AUGAAAGCUACAUUAAAGACUUUCAACUACUUGUCUUUCAUCAACCCUCAUAAUCUCCGCAACUCCACAAUCCUGUCCUCUCGCCAUCUUCCUCAAUCUCAGCUACCUAGUUCGUGUCUGAAUUCCGGGUUUCGAUUCUUCCGAUCUAACCACCUCUUCUGUACACAGUCUGGUUCACUCAUGGAAGUGUUUAAAGCGGUUUUGUCACAAGGGUCUAAUUCCUGUGAUCGGAUAGCUAUUAAAUCCGAUGGGAAGAGUUACUCUUAUGGUCACCUUACAUCCUCUGCCUUGACAAUAUCUAAAAUGUUCCACCACGAAAAGGGAGGUGAAACAAGCAAGUAUGAAGGGUAUGGUAGUCUUCAAGGAGCUAGAGUUGGAAUUGUGGCGAAACCUUCAGCUGAGUUUGUUGCUGGAGUUCUUGGGACUUGGUUUAGUGGUGGCGUUGCUGUUCCACUUGCACUCAGCUAUCCUGAGGCUGAACUCUUAUAUGUCAUGAAUAAUUCGGUACGUCUUCUUGUUUUCUUGUGCUUUGUUUACUUCGUUUAA
Messenger RNA from Eruca vesicaria subsp. sativa (arugula), 546 nucleotides. Lineage: Eukaryota; Viridiplantae; Streptophyta; Magnoliopsida; Brassicales; Brassicaceae. The record is from the annotation of a GenBank genome assembly.